CCUGGGAAAGGCGCUGCCAACCCCGCUCAAGGAAUGGAACACACCCGGAACUUGAGUUCCUUAUUGAUUCAUCAAAAACACACUUUGGUUUGCAGUCAGGCACAGCGUGUGUGCACGGAUGUGUAAUGUUGAACUUUAAAGAGGGCUAAAACAUGUCUGGGGUGGAAGUUGCCAAAGAGGAACUUAAGGAGAUAGACAUAUGUGACAUCUGCUCGGAGGAGGAGAGCGGAGUUUUCGUUAACUCAGGUGCGUCGUACCUUGACGGCUUCUCAGCGUUUCACAAAUGGGUUUCAAAGAGACGUUCAGUUUCGGAUGAAAACUGUGAGUGCGCCAAAACAGCUUCGGUCUCACCAUGCAAGUGCGCAAAAAUGUCUCAUGGAGCACCAGCUGGAGAGAUCCGUAUGGAGAAAGCAGUAGGAGGAGGUGGAGGGGGGCUCCAUGAAGCAGAUGUGUAUUCGGAUGAAGAGGAGCUGAGAGUCUCCCGGGCAUCAUCUAUAGUGGACUGUCUGUUAGUGGAGCUCUAUGACACGUACAGUAAUAGUGUCAGAGGGGUGGACAGCUCGACCGAAGCCUCCAGCUCAGAUGCCUUCCUGGGAAGAAGUAACACUGGUUCCAACUUUCUCCAAGAACUUCAGGAAAAGCACACGAGACGCCAUCAGAUGAAAUACCUGGCCCAAAAAGGUCCAGAAGAGCUGAAGUGGAUCAUUCAGGAAGUGAAGUAUCGAAUCGGUGUGCAGUCGGCCAAACUGGUGCGUCAGGUCAAGAGGAAGGACAGACUCCAGCAGAAAUUUCAGAAGAACUGUGAUAUAGUCACCGCCUGCCUGCAAGCUGUCUCUCAGAAAAGACGGGUGGACACCAGGUUGAAGUUCACUAUCGAACCUUCUUUAGGCAAGAACGGCUUUCAACAAUGGUACGAUGCACUGAAAGCAGUGGCCCGACUCCCAGUAGGUAUUCCCAAAGAGUGGAGGAAAAGGGUAUGGCUGACCCUGGCUGACCAGUACCUCCACAGCAUCUCCAUAGACUGGGAGAAAACGAUGAGAUUUGCCUUCAAUGAUCGCAGCAAUCCAGAUGAUGACACUUUGGGAAUUCAAAUCGUGAAGGACCUGCACAGGACUGGCUGCAGUUCGUACUGUGGCCAGGAGGCGGAGCAGGACCGUGUGGUGCUGAAGAGGGUGCUGCUGGCAUACGCCCGCUGGAACAAGACUGUCGGAUACUGUCAGGGCUUUAAUGUUCUGGCUGCCCUCAUUCUGGAGGUCACAGAGGGAAAUGAAGGAGAUGCAUUAAAGGUGAUGAUCUAUUUGAUUGAUAAAGUGCUUCCUGAUAGCUACUUUGCCAAUAACCUGCGUGCCCUCUCAGUGGACAUGGCCGUGUUCAGAGAUCUGCUGCGACUGAAGCUUCCUGAACUUUCUCAGCAUCUCCACCAUCUCCAAAAAGUAGCCAAUCGGGAAGGAGGAGGCAGCUAUGAGCCUCCACUCACCAACGUUUUCACCAUGCAGUGGUUUCUGACCAUGUUUGCCACUUGUUUGCCCCAUCACACCGUGCUGAAGAUCUGGGACUCUGUCUUCUUUGAAGGGUCUGAAAUGCUGCUGCGUGUAGCUCUAGCUAUCUGGGCCAAACUCGGAGAGCGAAUUGAGGAGUGCCAGACUGCCGAUGAAUUUUACAGUACUAUGGGCUGCCUGACACAGGAAAUGCUGGAGCACAACCUUAUCGACUCCAAUGAACUCAUGCAGACGGUCUACUCCAUGGCCCCGUUCCCGUUUCCCCAGCUGGCUGAGCUCAGGGAGAAAUACACCUACAACAUCACCCCGUUCCCGACCCCUGUCAGAGCGAACAGCAGUCUAGCACUCCAUGGAUGGGAGAGUGAUGAUGAUGCUGACAUGGAUGAUGAAGACUCUAUUGUCACUGCUCUGGGUUGCCUGGGGCCUCUUGGAGGACUUCUGGCCCCUGAAAUCCAAAGAUACCAAAAGCACCUUAAGGAUCAGAGAGUGGAGCAGAGCUCUCACGGCAGUAACAUGGCCGAGCUCAGUCCCGGAGCGGUGGGCGCGGGACGGGCCGAGCACCAGGCGGCCAUCAACAGCAUGAUGCUGGAGCGCAUGAGCACCGACAUCAGCGCGCUGAAGAAACAGUACUCGCGCAUCAAACAAAAACAACAGCAGCAGGCCGGGCUCCUGUACAUCCAUACAGGACCUCGAGUGGAAGCUGAAACUAUUGAACCUCAUCAAGCCAGUAAACAACAGAAGCCCCACACCGAUAAGUGUCCAGCUACCAGUAUCCUUCCCUCCCAAAUCGGUCCCUCGCCUGUGGUCAACCAUCUUCUCCUGGGCAGGAGGCCCAGACCCGGUCAGCGAUCCUCAAAGAAUGGUAUCAUCCAUAAUGGCGGAGGUCCUCAAGCCCACUCCACACCCAACCAAGAUCAGAUGAUUCGGGCCAGACAUCAUUCGCCCUGGCGCACACAUGUGCGUGCGCACCGGAGGAACAUCGCCAGGGCGCGAGCGCAACUCGGAUUGGAUGAUUCUCUGGAGAUAGAAGAUGAACAAACGGAUGUGAGCAAAACAGAAGAAGCAUCUGAAGAAAGAAAAUGUGAGGAUGAAGAGCAAGAGAAGGUGGAGACCAUAAGCUCAGAUGUUUCUCAGCAAGACCACAGCUCUGGAGAAGGAGAGGGAGAAGAAGAUCUCCAGGAGAUCGACAAACAGUUGUCUUCUUUGGAACUGGAACCGGAACCAGAACCAGCUUCUGAUUCAGCUACACCAUCUCCACAACCAGAAGCAACUUCUGAUCCAACUACACCAUCUCCACAACCAGAAGCAGCUUCUGAUCCACCUACAUCAACUCCACUACCAGAAUCAGCUUCUAAUCUGAAUACACCAACUCCACCACCAGAACCACAGCCGGAGCCCAGACCCACGGCCUCAGCUCCGCUCCCAUCCACCCGCCGUACAGGUUCAGACUCCUCCAGCUCUGAAAGCGGCGGAGGCUCCCUCAAAAGAAGCCCUUCAGCGUCAGCAGGAGAACCUCCAAAACCACAGCAGAUCUUCUCUCCGUUCCCUUGCGUCAAAACCCCUCGCAAGUCCAUCACUGCGAGAAACUUAGGCCUCUACGGUCCAACCGCCAGGACUCCAAACGUGCACUUUCCCCAGAUGAGCAGAAGUGUGAACCAUGUUGGAAGCACCACAAAGCGCCGAUGAUGAAUUGUCGGCUACAGACGAGCACUUAUUUGAGUCUUCAUAUCAAUACAUUUGGGAUCAAAACUCCAACUAUGAAAGCACAUCUCUAGUAUGCUUCCAGAUACUCCAGAACAUCAACAUUUAGGAACAAUAUUGGAUAAUUUAAUGCUUCCAUGAAGUUUAUAACAUGAAUUUAUGAAGGAUGUUUCUUGUUUAUUUUCUUUUUAGUGAAACACUACCUAAACAUCUGGGAAUAAUAUCCAACAAACAUGAUCGGUUGAAGCUUUUGUGUCAUUGAAAGUAUCUCGUAUUGCAUGUUCAGAUCAGCAGUAUUUGCUACGAUGCACUGUGUAUGUUUACUUGCGCUUCAAAGCUAAGAAAAUCACGCUCACGUAUGUGAGAAAUACUCAUGCUAAGUGAAUGGGAAUUCUGCAGUUGUGCAUCACACAGGCCAAAAUGAUUUUUUAGCACCCAGAUACACUAUUUAAUCCUAUGAAGUCAACAAAUUGUCUAUGUUCGCUUGUUUCUGUUGUUUUUGACGAUACCGUGUGUUCAUUUUUCAAUCAUGUCAAGCCAUUUUCUCUUGAUCUCUCCUUAGUAAAUUAUUAAUUUUCCAUCUGGAAGACACAAGUUGCCAUUAAGUUCUCUUCUUGGAUGCUCUUAUUCUAAACCCACCUGCAAUUGAUCAUCCCUUUGAAUGUUUUUCUUCUCUCUCUUGGUGCUUAUGAGUAUUGGAGAAUCACAAACGCCCCCAGAGAAUAAAAGACAUGCAAGUAUGGAAUAAAACUCUUCGGUUUCUACUUAUUUAUGUGUUUUGUUUCCUCUCCAAUAAGUCAUUUGUGUUUGCAGCCACAGUAAAUCAAAUGACACCGAUCAAAACAUGUAAUCCAACUUUGUGGCAAACUGACUGGAAAUGAAUGCAUGUUGUAUAAAUGUGGCAUAUUCUGUUGUUUUGAACCAAGAUAAUUGGAUAUAUUGGAGACAAUAUCUCAUACUGACAUGGUUAUAUGAGUGUCUUCAGAGCCUAAUAGUGAUUUUGUUUUGUCAAAAGUUUUCGG
This is a messenger RNA of Labeo rohita (rohu), 4222 nucleotides long. It is a transcript of the gene tbc1d30, whose product is annotated as TBC1 domain family, member 30. The coding region runs from base 153 to 3185 and encodes 1010 amino acids. Gene Ontology annotation, cellular component: endoplasmic reticulum. The transcript is spliced from 14 exons. NCBI's taxonomy places the organism in Eukaryota, Metazoa, Chordata, Actinopteri, Cypriniformes, Cyprinidae. The record is from RefSeq and is a predicted model, not a curated record.